GCCGGGUGAUUUUGUAUGGUGAAUUCGUGUAGAAUCUUUCAUUUAUCAUGUUGUUAUUUAUCUGUCACAAUUACACUUUGUACUUCCAAGAUUAACUAAAAUGCGUUUGUUUUAACAGUGAAUUCAUUGAUAAUUAUUACAGAUUCGCUGUGUUUGAAUUACAUGAUUAGAAUUUCACUGCCCUUUAGUUCCCAAUCAGCCAUUUCCUGUUUCUGACUCGUAUAGAGUCCUAUUUACUUAUGCAGGCACCUGUUUAAACCUUAACCACGGGACUAUUUACACAUACAUCCAGCUAACUAGGUCCCUGUUAAUAAGGCGACAUGUACAAGUCAAUCACCAGUAUCUAUCAUAUUGUUUUGCAUUUUCCGUUAACUUCUAAUCAUUGAACAAAAGCCACAAUGUAUUUAUACCUACUUCAUCUGUACAUUUAAUCGCUGUUUAUCUCGUCCUAGUUUGUUUUCUCUCGAUCCUUAUCUUUUAAUAGUGAUCGUUUACGAACUUUCGACUUAUACACUUAUACACUUCCGUUUAAUUUAUUGUAAUUAUGUUUUACUAGUUUGCUUUGGUAGUUUUUCGCCUCAGGGUCCCAUAGUACUGCUCUUGGAAUCAGUUUAUUGAUAUAUUUACUUAUAAGAAUAUCAUGUAAACCGUUCAAAUUACUUUUCAUUUUUACUUACGAAUUUCUGGGUUUUUCGAACUUAAACAUCAUUAAUUCAAAUUGAUCAUUUCACAUAAUCGUUUUACCCAGAAUUGUGGACGUAUCUCACUAUCUUUUCGUUACUGGACUGCCGAUUGCUAUAAGUCAGACAAUAUAGUUAUUUUAGCUCUAAAUUAUCAGCCGUAUAUUUUCAUUGUGUGGUAUAAUCUCCAUCUUUUCCACCGAAUUCAUAAUAUCCUUGCACGGCAGGUCAUUUUUCAUAUCGGUAUCACGUGAAGAUGUCAUUUGCUGUGUUGAUGUAACAUCAAACCUAAUACGGCCAACCCAGACACAUCUACUUUAGAUUCCUUUUGUAUAAAUAUCCUAACAUUACAAAAGAGCCAUUAAGAUUCCUCAUAGUCGUAGAAUAGCCUUUUUAUACAUUAAAGCAUAGCAAUGGUAUGUUUAGAUUACUUAAGCGUCAACUUCUCGUUUAAAUUCGAUCUUGUGGCAGUUUAGAUUUAGUUUUCAAGAUUAGCCAGAUGUUCGAAAUUUCGAAUUACUUGAAGGAGAGGCCUCCAUAAUAUAUAAUUAUAAUGGUGAUCAUGGUUUCUUCAGAAGCACCUUUAAACUAUCAUACGAUUCAACUUGUAGUUCCAUCAGCAUCACUAUCAGCAUAAUAGUAUAAGUACUGCAGGUUUUAAUCAAGAUGAUUGAGAUAACUUAAAUUGCAAUUAACCGUUUAAAAGUGUGAGACUGAGAGUGUGGUAACACUGCAGACCAUUUUCGUUAAAUCGAUCAAAUCUUCUUGAUCUAGUUACAAAAUUAUUGUCAAUUAAGUGGUACAAAAGGCCGGCUUCACUUCUAUCUUUCUGUACGAUAUGAACCAAGAAACAAUUAUAUGGGUCAUAACUGAGAUAUUUCUGAGCUCUUAUUCCCCCUCCAACUCUCGAAAGAACAUGAAUUACCACAACAAUUAAGUAACAAUAUUCAUUAGAUCCACAUUACAGGGGUAUGAACAAAAUGCAGUUCGUUGAAGUAACAAACCACUGGGGAUCCACCAAACAGAAGCGAAGGGUCAGGGCCUCUCCUAAAAAUCCCUCAAAAAUCACUCGCAUGAAUGAGGCUGUCUUCCAAUGGUUCAAGCUGCAGAGAUCAAUGAACCUGGACGUAGACAACGGACAACUGUGCGACAAGGCACUGAUGUACAGCCAAAUACUGAAAGUCAGUCUACACUUCACUGCGAGCAGGGGAUGGCUGACCCGGUUUAAAGAGAGGCACGGUAUCUCCGACAUUAAGAGCACCCACCAGUGCAAGAUAGAUUCUGAGAAAGUGUUUGUCAGUCACCUGAAAGCGAGUCUUCGACAGGAGAACCUUACCCCUGGACAGGUAUACUGUGUAGAUGAGACAUGUCUCCUUUGGAAGGAUCCACCACCGUCCCCCCCAGAAUACAACGUCAAAACAGAAACAGAGAAACUGACCCUGAUAACUUGCACUAACAUGGACGCUACUCACAAACUCUCUCUUAAUAUCCUGGGCAGGUAUCAAGAACCAAUAGACGUCCCUCCUCCCUCUGAACCCCAUCCUUCUGAAUUGGAAUCCACGCCUGCAGUGUUUGUCAAGCCUUUAUCUCCUGAAGCAGAUAAUGUCACAGCUCUUCCCAAAGAAGACAAGAUAAAAACAGAAGUGGAGGAAGAUCCUGGCGCUGAGAAGGAGAAUCAAGAAGUUGUAACUAAAGUUGUAACUAAUGUUGUAACUAAUGGUAAUGAUCAUAAUGAAAAACCUCCUCUGUUUUGUGACGCCACCACUCAGAGUACAGACUCUGCCGAUGCGGAAGUUUCAGCCGCUGCAUGUCACUCCAUAAAGAUCCAGAGUACUACAACAAAAACCGAAGCCGUCUCUCCAGAAAAUCAUGACGUCAUCACACCUACAAGUGACGUCACUAUACCACCUCGUGACGUCACCCAGCCUCCAGUGUUGCUCUACCGAAAGGGAGAAACUCACGAACUCACGCCGGAAGUUUUCACUGACUGGUUUUACUCGACGUUUGUACCGCAGGUUCGAGAGAGCCUGAAAGCCAGAGACCUGCCUCCUAAAGCCGUCCUGAUAAUGGACAACUCACUCUAUCAUCCUGAACAUCUAUCUGACUCGGAAGGGAACAUUAAAACCAUCAAAAUACCCUGUUACGUGGCCAACAAAUCCCUACCGUCAGCUACAGUAUCCAGAUCUCUCAAGGCAAGAUACAAGGUCCGACUUGCCCGGGGCUGGCUCGAAGACAAUGAGUUCUGCAGAAGUUUAAGCUUGAGAAGAUGUUUCGAGUUGCUGAAGGAGGAGUGGGGGGAAGUUAACGAGAUCACCUCAACCUGGAAACACUGGUAUCAGAUAGAACACAACCUGCCCCUACCUGAUCUCCAUCUUCUCAUGUUAUCUGAGCUCCUUCCCAAUAUACCUGGCAUCUUUUUAAAACAAUGGUACAUGGCAGACGGUAGACCGUCCGAGGUGCCGUUUCGUAUUCCAAACGAGCUGGAAUUACUCGACUUAGCAACACAGAUCUGUCACACCAGACUCACCCUGCAAGCUGAAUCCCCGGACAGGGACAGUGACAAGGAGGUUGCCAGUCCUCGGUCUAUGAUGGAGCUGACGUCUGACUACACGGAGACUCAGCACAGUCCACCAGCGUACGAGGACGUGAUGAGCUCACCCGGAGGGAUUAAACAACUUCCAAAUAUCACUAUCCCCGGGAUGGUAGAUCAGAUGAAGAGAACUCACCUGCCCCAUCCUGACCAGCAUCCUGCUAAGAAACAACGAGCAAACCACCAGAUGAUGAGUAAUGCUAAGCCACUUAUCUCUCUCCAUCCCCAGAGCAUCAUAGACAACAUCCUGCGUGCCAGCAUGAUGUCAUCAGCUGGCAGUCUGACGUCACCAACCCUACCUCCCUUCUCACCACUCUCACCCUCACCUACAACACCCGACACCUGGCCCGCCCUUCACGCUCUUCUCGGUAUCACCAACGUGAAACCCAAAAUGAUAUCUAAAAACGAUGCUCUGAUCGGACUCGACAAGUUUAUAGCCUAUGUAGAGCAGCAGUCAAACGUAGCGGGCAUUCUUAAGGACGUGCUGUAUGAGUACAGAAAAUAUGCUAUGCAAAGGCUGUGAUACCGGGGAGGGGAGGCAAACUUCAGACGGGACCCGGCAGUUUUGUGGUUUAACUUGUUUACUCUUGAACAAUGACUGGUCUAAUUUCUUUCAGUGUUUAUAAUAUCUAGACAUUUUUACCGAGUUUGAAAUUCGUACAGUUACUGUUAACCACGUGUGUAUUGCUCGCACUGUAAACCUUGUUCACAAUUCAACAAUUCGCCGGGUGACCAUUGCUAUCAUGUUUUGCAAGUCAUGCUGUUAAUAAUAUGUCAACAAUCUAGUAAUUUAUGUUGUUAGCUAUGUUCAGAGCCAAAUGAAAUUUACUCUUUAUAUUAUUUCAGAACUAAAAGGGACUUUAUAUCACAGUCUAUAAUAUCUUGCUCAUCGUUUGUUACUUUUGAGAUAUUUUUUAUUGUUUGGUGUUAGCUAGAAUAUUUUAACUGGUUGUUUUUUAUAAUAAUAUGUUUUUAAUCUUUUUAGGUUUUUAAUGAACGAAUUAUUUGUAGUUUACCUUCUUAUACUGUGUCAAACAUGGGACAAAAUGAUCAUACAAUAUAAACAGUUAGAGCUGUCUAUCUUAAUUGAAUGACCGCAGAAUUUUGUACGUAUUUUACAGAUUGUUACAUUUUGUCACAUGUUUGACAUAG
This is a messenger RNA of Bolinopsis microptera, 4422 nucleotides long. Its product is annotated as tigger transposable element-derived protein 2-like. The record is from RefSeq and is a predicted model, not a curated record. Gene Ontology annotation, molecular function: DNA binding. Gene Ontology annotation, cellular component: nucleus. The transcript is spliced from 7 exons. Lineage: Eukaryota; Metazoa; Ctenophora; Tentaculata; Lobata; Bolinopsidae. Bases 1652 to 3793 code for a protein of 713 amino acids.